CGGCGGCGGCGGGAUGGAGAGGGGCGAGCCGGCGGGGGUGUUGGCGGAGCAGAGCCUGGUGCUGUGGACGCUGUGCUCCGUGCUGCUGCCCGUGCUCCUCACCCUGUGGUGCAGCGUCCGCAGGUCCAGGAGGCAGCUGCUCCGCAAGGACAUCUUCCGCCAGAGCCAGCACGCCUGGCACGACGCCGACCUGUUCGGCCAGCCCACCUACUGCUGCCUGUGCGCCCAGCACAUCCUCCGCGGGGCCUUCUGCCACUGCUGCGGCCUGUGCGCCCACGAAGGCUGCCUGGACCCAGCCGACCGCCGCUUCCCCUGCAAGGAGAUCAUGCUCAAGGCCCACCCCGGCGGCGUCCCCGACGCGGCCCACCGGUGGAUCCGCGGCAACGUCCCCCUCUGCAGCCACUGCCUCGUUUGCAAGCAGCAGUGCGGCAACCAGCCCAAGCUCUGCGACUACAGGUGCAUCUGGUGUCAGCAAACAGUUCAUGAUGAUUGUAUGCAAAGUUAUUUAAGGAAUGAAAAAUGUGAAUUUGGAGAAUUUAAAAAUCUCAUCAUUCCACCAAGUUACCUAACCUCCAUUCAUCACAUGCGAAAAGGCAAAAUAACUGAUUAUGGAAAGUUAGCAUCCCCCUUUGGAAAACAGUGGACCCCAAUAAUAAUCCUGGCUAACACUCGGAGUGGAAAUAACAUGGGGGAGAUACUGUUGGGAGAACUGAAGAUCCUGCUAAACCCCGUCCAGAUUUUUGACCUGAGCAAGACUCCCCCGAUCAAAGCUCUGCAGCUCUGCACUCUGCUCCCGCCCAAUUCUGCCCGCGUGCUGGUUUGUGGAGGAGACGGGACGGUAGGCUGGGUCCUGGACGCGGUGGACGAGAUGAAGCUCAAGGGGCAGGAGAAGUUCAUUCCCCACGUGGCAGUCUUGCCGCUGGGCACAGGCAACGACCUGUCCAAUACCCUGGGUUGGGGGGCUGGUUAUGCUGGCGAAAUCCCAGUGGAGCAGGUCUUAAGGAACGUCAUGGAAGCGGACGAAAUUAAACUGGACCGGUGGAAGGUUCAGGUGACCAAGAAAGGAUACUACAAUUUAAGAAAGCCAAAGGUGUUGACCAUGAACAACUAUUUUUCCAUUGGCCCCGAUGCUCUGAUGGCUCUCAAUUUUCACACUCACCGUGAGAAGACACCAUCUCUGUUUUCUAGCAGAAUUAUUAAUAAGGCUGUGUAUCUCUUUUACGGAACCAAAGAUUGCUUAGUUCAAGAGUGUAAAGACCUGAAUAAGAAAGUUGAGCUAGAAUUGGAUGGAGAGAGAGUAGAACUGCCCAACCUGGAAGGCAUCAUCGUGCUCAACAUCGGCUACUGGGGCGGCGGCUGCCGGUUGUGGGAAGGGAUGGGCGACGAGACUUACCCCCUUGCCAGGCAUGACGACGGUCUGCUGGAGGUGGUCGGGGUGUACGGCUCUUUCCACUGUGCCCAGAUCCAAGUGAAACUGGCCAACCCGGUCCGGAUAGGGCAGGCCCACACCGUCCGACUGAUCCUGAAGAGCUCGGAGAUGCCGAUGCAGGUGGACGGCGAGCCCUGGGCCCAAGGCCCGUGCACCGUCACCAUCACCCACAAGACCCACGCCCUCAUGCUGUGUCACCCCGGGGAGCAGAGCGACGACGACGACGACGUCUCCAGCGCCUCGGAACCGGAGUCCCCGAGGGCGGCGGCGCCGGACCGCCCAGAGCUGUGAGCCCCGCCGGCCCGGGGAGGGGCGUCCGGGGCGUCCGCCUUAACCAGGAGUCCGAGCUCGCGCCACGAGGAGUUGGAGACCUCCGCUUCUGGGCCGGGGACGGGGUGGGGGAGGCUGCCUCGGGGCCGGGCUGGAAACGGUGGGGAGCGAUGGGGCCAGUGGGACCGGGGGCGGGACCCCCGCCGCCCCCGGCGAUGCCGCGGGGCCCGGGGAGGCUCGGCCGGUCUCGCGACGGGCGGUUCCAGGGCCCCGGAUCAGGGUCGCCGUGAAGAGGGGGCGAUCUUCAGGGUCGGGACCGGCUCUGCCGGCCAGCGACUCCUCUCUCCGGGCCGGGGACCGGGGCAGAGUCGGCCACCGUCUCUCGAAUUGCAAGACAUCGACGCCGAGUUCCCGCGAAUCCGGAAUAUGUCGGUCAGCGCCACCAGGCCCGCGAUGAAGUGCCCCACCAGGGCGAGAGUUGGAACCCUACGCUCUCACUCUUUCGCCCCGGGUGCCCUCAGGUAGACCGACCCGCAGCCAAGAAAACCGAGGUCCUCCUUCCUUUUCUCUCUGACUUUUCAGUCUAGGUGAGUUGUAACUUUUUCAUUUUUUUUAAACCGCCUCUAAAAGGGACGACCUAAGCCAGG
Messenger RNA from Ornithorhynchus anatinus (platypus), 2346 nucleotides. RefSeq names its product diacylglycerol kinase epsilon (gene DGKE). The transcript has 11 exons. NCBI's taxonomy places the organism in Eukaryota, Metazoa, Chordata, Mammalia, Monotremata, Ornithorhynchidae. Gene Ontology annotation, molecular function: ATP-dependent diacylglycerol kinase activity. Bases 14 to 1720 code for a protein of 568 amino acids. The record is from RefSeq and is a predicted model, not a curated record.